UGUCACUGUGUAAGAGCGAGAGAAUAGCCAUCGAUUCCUUUGGAAUCUCUACCAAUAAAAAGCAUAGCAAGAGAGAGAAAUGUUACAAUAUUAAUCUGAUGAGCAUCAAGAAGAUAGACCCACAUGGAUGAUGAUGAUGAUGAUGGAUGGAUCUUAUUAUCGCCAUCGCUCAUCCCCUGUAGCAUUAUGUAUAUAUACCCGCUGAUUUCUUCGUGACUAAACACACCUCAUCCAACUACCUAUCUUCUUCUUCCUCAUACUAUCCUUGUCUGAUCUUUUUUUGCAUCAUUUACACCGAAAAAUCUCUCUCUGUUUCUUCACCACACAAAAAAAAAUGGAAGGCAAAGGACGUGUCGGGUCUUCUUCGUUCACUGCCGAACUCUUCGGCACCAAAGAGCCUCAGCCUCCGUCUUCUUCUGGAAUCUUCGCUUCCAUUUUCCCUCCUCCCUCCAAGACCGGAGCAAGAAACAGUCCAAGCUCCAACCAUGGCUUUUCAGGCCGGCGUACGGAAUCGGUAAACAUGGAGAGGAGGGAGAACAACCCACUGUUUCAGGAAGAUAGAGUUCAACCAUGUCAUCUAAGCUCAUCACUUUACUACGGUGGCCAAGACGUUUAUUCCCAUUCCACGAGUAACCAAACAUACCAUCCGAUGAAGAAGGAUCAUAAAGGAGAUGGGAAUUCACAGGACGCAUCCAGGGGCAACUGGUGGCAAGGUUCCCUUUAUUACUAGAGCCUCAUAUAUCCAGGAGGACAUCUCGAUCUCGGCCUCGGCCUCGUCUAAUUGUCUUGUAGUCUGAUCAAAAGCUUGUUACAUUUUCUAGCAGUACUGAUGUAAAGUUGGAUUUCACAAGUGAUCUUGACUUUCCUUUUGUGUUAAAAGAAUGGAAUAUGAAAUGGAUAAUGUAAAAAUAUGAUCUA
Molecule: messenger RNA, 918 nt
Organism: Tarenaya hassleriana
Lineage: Eukaryota; Viridiplantae; Streptophyta; Magnoliopsida; Brassicales; Cleomaceae
Exons: 5
Coding region: 335-730 (131 amino acids)
Source: RefSeq, a predicted model, not a curated record